GUCUGUUCUGAGUCGUUAACGCAGAAGGAGGUGCGCGCUCACCAACCCGUUUCGUUGUUUGUUGUUCAAGUCGUUCGCGCGCGUUCAAGUCACUCUCUCGCGUGACUUCCAAGUCGGAAUCGUCGUCGAGGCGUACAAUAUCAGCUUGUGUGCGCGUGUUCGUGUGUGUAACAGUGCGUAAAAUUCAACAGCUUAAGAAGUAAUGUGUCCUCAAAUUGCUCAACCGACCAACUACCAACACAAUACCCUAAAAUAGCGUUUACUUCGAUAUCGACUGUUAGUCAGUGUGUGCCGCGCAGCAAGUUAUGAAAAAUUAGUGACCGUUCGAAGCACGACGGUGUGUGGACCCGCGGGAAUCGUACCGAAAUUGGCCCGCGCGCGAGGAAAAAGAAGCCUUUAACUGCAGUUACAUAACCUUAAAAAACGGAUAGAAGCAGCAAGCAAGCAAUUACAGCAAUUGGUGAAGUUGUUUCUAAAAGAAGUUUUUCGUGUGUGUGUUUUUUGUCUGCCUCAUUCAGCACCUCAUACUUUGUAUUGUGGUCAAGAGAAGUGGCCACUUCUGGAAGCAACAAACAUCCAACUUAGGCCGUUGAAGGAGAACCGCUCGAGAGAUGGCGCUGAUUCACGUCAGCCUGACCAUACUGGUCGGCCUCUGCAGCGUUGUGCUGGUCUGCGAUGCAAAAGCAUCCCACAAGGUGUUCUGCUCGGAGGACCAGAUGCGCGUGAACGUGGCGCUUCCGUCGAACGACACCACCGCCGUGUACCUGGAGGGCAUGAAGGGCUAUCCGGAUCCCAAGUGCAAACCCACGAUCAAGGACACCCUGGCCGAGUUCCAGCUCUCGCUGGUGAACAUUUACGAGUGCGGUGUCACCCGGGUCGUCAACAAGAUCACCGGUAAGAAAGUAUUCUACCAUCGGGUCAUCAUCGAAGGUGAUGAGGAGUUUGGCAAGGAGGUCAUCAGCGUCAAAUGUAUUACAAACGGUCCACUGUACAACGUGACCCACGGAAUUGUCAAACGGGACGUCCUUCCAGCUGGAUUUCAGGAGCCAGAGGACCUGGAGAUUACAUCCAACAUUACCGGGAGUGCCCCGGAACCGUCUCUCACGAUUGCGGUCCGCCAGGGUGAAAAUUUGGUGUCCGGAGACUUGAACGUCAGCCCAGGCACGAACCUGCAAAUGGAGAUAUUCCUGGACAAAAACUCUGCCCCAAUUUAUGGGUUGGGUGUGAACUACAUGCAGGUUACCGACACUCUGACCCAGGAGGAAACCAUCAUCUUCAACGGCUGCUCCGUGGACCCGUACCUCUUCGAGAACUUCAACACCGUCGACGGCGACCUGCUGACGGCCAAGUUCCGUGCCUUCAAGUUUCCCGAGUCGACGUUCGUGCAGUUCCGCGGUACCGUGAAUGUUUGCGUGGACCGCUGCAAGGGUGUCUUCUGCCAGGGCCAGAUCGCGUACGGUCGCAAGCGGCGCGAAAUUUCUCCGAGCGCGGCCGAUCCGAACAAAAUCUACGAGGUGACCAUGACCACCUUCAUCAAGGUCGAUUACGAUGCGAUGGCCGAUAAGAGCACCGCCUCCGAGAUCGACCAAAAGUUCCGCCAGUUGAAGCUGGCGAACCAGAAGCUGGCCCGAAACAGCCGCGCCGGCAACGUCUUCGAGAGCAUCCACGAGUCGUCCUCGAAGAGCGUGCCCCAAUCGAGCCCAAGCAGCAGCAGCGAGGCAGCCGCAACGGUCGAGGAGACCAUCCUGUUCACCCGGGAGGUCAUCAGCCAACCGGAACAAUCGAUGGGCAGAAGCGACGGCAGCAGCAGCCUUAGCCGGCGGCCCUUGCUUGCCUCUAUUGCGGCCACUUUAGUGCUGGUGCUCGGCGUCGCGACACGCCUCUAAACAAACGAUUUCGUCCACUCAGAUCUCAGCGAGAAAAGUAACAUAACAAUACUGGACCACAAUGACCCCCCUUUUUCAACGAAUUGGCGUGCAACUUCUUGUAAAUAUCACGAUUUGCUAGUUCGCAGGGCGAAGCUACUUACCACACAAAACGCAAACGCAACAAACACGGACUAAAACGUUUUAACAGCCGGACAAAUUUUAAGCCAGCUAAUUUUAAUGCAAAGUUUUAACGCGCAAUAUUUUUUACAAGACAAAACAAAAAAAAAUGUGUGAUUGAACAAAAUUUUGUACAUUUAAAUUCGAGUUUCAUUCGAUUCGAUUGGAGAAAGACUGUGUGCGGGAAAACUGAAGAGCAAAUAAAUAACUUAGGAAAAACAAAAUCAAACGACCCCCAGAGCAGUUCGAUAGACGAUAAGCAAUGUAAGUUAUACUAGUCUAAUAACGUUAAUUAAAGAAAAAGUAAAACAAAUCGAUCGAUUGGCGCGAGUAACCUGUUGUAAAAUGAAAGUGUGCAGAAAUUCAAAAUCUUAUUGAUAGCGAAAACUAACUGAUAAGCGACGACACCGGAAUCGACAAGCGGGCCACGAGUGCGGAGAGAAAGAGAGAAAGCUAUGCGAUACAGAAAUUUCAGUAAUUUAAAGGGAAAACUAACCGUUCAAACCAAGGGGCCCAGGAAUAACUAAACUCACUCAUCGUUCUACGCUAUAGGUAACUAAACAAUUCGUACUCUGAACGCAAAGUUCUACUUUGUGGAGGUGUAGGUCACAUGUGGCCCGCUUAUUGAACGGCAUUAUGAAUAGGUACUUAAAAACUAAUGUAAAAUAACUAAGCUUACGAAACAAUAAAAGACUAACGAAAAACAUG
Messenger RNA from Culex pipiens pallens (northern house mosquito), 2753 nucleotides. RefSeq lists its product as uncharacterized. The record is from RefSeq and is a predicted model, not a curated record. The transcript has 7 exons. Bases 612 to 1886 code for a protein of 424 amino acids. Lineage: Eukaryota; Metazoa; Arthropoda; Insecta; Diptera; Culicidae.